AUGAAGUCCUUUGCCAUUGCGGCCGUCGCGGCCCUCGUCUCCAUCGUCGCCGCUCACCCCGACGCCGUGGAGGACGCCCUCCGCAGCGCGGGCCUCACGGGCCUCACUGACGGCGAGAUUGCCCAGGCCGUACUGCCCGCGGGCAUCACGCUCACGGCAGCGACUGGCCCCCGAGCCCCGCCUCCUUCCGGCCGCACCAACACGUGGCACCCCGCGCACCCGGGCGUCACCAUUGAUGGCUGCGACGCCCAGGACGAGGAGUGGCACUACGUGCACCCGUGCGAGGCGUGCCAGGAGGAGUCUCACACUUGGACUACGUCGACGGCCACAGCCGUCGUCACCAAGACGAUUAUCGACUGCGCGCCCACCGUGGCCGACUGCCCAGCCCGCAUCACCGCCGUCACCACCGUCACCACCAGCAUCUGCCCGGCCACCAACACCGCCGCCCCGCCCUCCAUCGCCAACGUCACCGUCACAGCCGUCCCCAGCCCUGUGUCCACCGUCGAGGCCACCACCAUCCCCGUCAGCAACUCCCAGUCCUCCGUCGAGGUCACCGUCAUCGAGACCCCCUGUCCCGCGACUACUACCGCCGUUGCCGCGCCGCCCCCGGCCAAGACUCCCGUCCAGGUCUGGACCACGGCCUCGGCGCCUGCCCAGCCCACCAGGGCGCCCGCACCUCCCCCAGCUUCAGUCGCGCCUCCCGUCCGCCCCGGCAACAACACCCAGGUUCCCGUUAUUGUCAACGGCGGCGCCCAGGCCCAAAUCGGCCUCUUUGCUGCCGUCGCCGCCGUCGCUGCUCUUCUGUAA
Beauveria bassiana ARSEF 2860 is the source of this 807-nucleotide messenger RNA. RefSeq names its product adhesin protein Mad2. NCBI's taxonomy places the organism in Eukaryota, Fungi, Ascomycota, Sordariomycetes, Hypocreales, Cordycipitaceae. The coding region runs from base 1 to 807 and encodes 268 amino acids. The record is from RefSeq and is a predicted model, not a curated record. The transcript has a single exon.